AUGGUUUUUUUUCGACGGCGAUGUAAAAAAUUUAUUUCAACAACUAACGAUCCAUCUCGUUGUUUUUGUGGUCGACCAGAAUCCGAACAUGAUAAUAGUGCUGAAUAUCAUCCAUUAUCUCCUGUAAAGCCACCCAAUCGUGCGCUUAAAUCUAUAUCAACCAAACUUCUUUUCACUAAUCCGUCCCUUGAUCAAUCUGAACAUGAUUUUGAACGAUGGAAUGUUGCUAAACAUACAAUACUUUAUCCAACAAACGCAUAUGGAAUUAUUGAGUUUGAAAAUAUGCUUCAUCCAGCCAAAGCACAUUAUUUACGCUUAGCUUAUGAUACAAAUCCAUCCCAAAUUGUUCAUCUUUUUACAAAACAAUGGCGAUUACAAUUACCGAAUCUUAUUGUUAGUAUUCAUGGUGGUAUACAAAAUUUUGAAUUAGAACCCCGUCUUCGUCAAGUAUUAAAACGUGGUCUUUUAAAAGCAGCAAAAACUGCUGGUGCAUGGAUAUUUACAUCAGGUAUUAAUACAGGUGUUGUUAAACAUGUUGGUGAUGCACUUUUUAUGAGAUCAAGAAUUCGCUCAAAUAUUGUUGUCGUUGGUAUUGCACCAUGGGGUGUUAUUCAAGGACGCGAACAAUUAAAAGGACAAAAUCAAACAGUUUCUUAUCAUUCAGCAGCAGUUGUUACAGAAGACAAUUGUGCAACAUUAAAUAGUUCACACUGUUGUUUUUUACUUGUUGAUAAUGGAACAGUAAGAAAAUAUGGUGGAGAAGUUAUACUUCGAAAACGUUUUGAAAAAUAUCUUUCACAACAAAAAAUAUCAUUUCAUGGUCAUGUUGGAAAACAAAAUGUGCCUGUUGUAUGUGUUAUUGUUGAAGGUGGAACAAAUACAAUUCGUACCGUACUUGAAUAUGUUACUGAAGAACCACCAGUUUCUGUUGUAGUUAUUGAUGGAAGUGGUCGCGCUGCUGAUCUUAUUGCAUUUACAUAUAAACAUACACAAAAUGACGGAACAAUGGCAGCUGAUUUACAAGAACAAUUAUUAAAUGCUAUUGAAAAAACAUUUAAUUAUAAUCGACGACAAGCUGAAAAAGUUUAUGUUGAAUUAAUUGUAUGUAUGAGAAAAAGACAAUAUAUAACAAUCUAUAGAAUGGAUGAUGAUGGAUCAAGAGAACAAGAAGAUGUUGAUCAAGCUAUUCUACGAACUCUUCUUCGAAAUCAUAAAGCAAGUGCACUUGAACAAUUUCGUUUAACACUUUCAUGGAAUCGACCUGAUAUAGCUCAAACAUGCUUACUUACAAAACGUUUAGAAUUAACUCAAGCUCAAUUAGAUGUAUGCAUGUUUGAAGUACUAGUUGAUAAUCGUGUUGAAUAUAUUAAAUUACUUAUUGAAAAUGGUGUAUCGAUUAAAAAUUUUCUUACAUUUAAUCGUUUACAAGCAUUAUAUAAUGCAUGUGGGUCAAAUACAACACUAGAUUUAAUUGCUAAAGAUGUUAUACGUAGUGCAAAUCAUCAUGUACAAACAAGAAUUUAUUCAUUAUAUGAAGUAGGCCUUAUUGUAGAAAAACUUAUUGGACAAGGUUAUCGUUCAUCAUAUACACGUCGUAAUAUACGUCAUUUAUGUGUACGACAACCAUUUAGUGAACGACAAAAUUUUAAUGUUUAUAUUGAUGCUGAACAAAAAGAGCAACAUGCACAAAUGAAUAAUAAUGUGUUGAAUGAUGAUAUGAAAAAGAAUUCAGUGUGUGAAGAUCCAAAAUUUGAUUUUCCUUAUAAUGAAUUGCUUAUAUUUGCUGUUUUAACAAAACGACAUGAAAUGGCAUUAUUUUUUUGGGCACACGGUGAAGAAGCAUUAGCUAAAGCGCUUAUUGCAUGUCGAUUAAACAAAAGUUUAGCAAGAGAAGCACAAGAUGAUGAACUUGGUACUGAAAUUGCUGAUGAAUUUUUGUCAAAUGCUGAAGAUUUUCAACAAAGUAAUUAG
Molecule: messenger RNA, 1971 nt
Organism: Rotaria sp. Silwood2
Lineage: Eukaryota; Metazoa; Rotifera; Eurotatoria; Philodinida; Philodinidae
Source: the annotation of a GenBank genome assembly